Zerene cesonia (dogface butterfly) is the source of this 946-nucleotide messenger RNA. RefSeq names its product elongator complex protein 5 (gene Elp5). Gene Ontology annotation, cellular component: cytosol; elongator holoenzyme complex; nucleus. The record is from RefSeq and is a predicted model, not a curated record. The transcript has a single exon. Gene Ontology annotation, molecular function: tRNA binding. Gene Ontology annotation, biological process: tRNA wobble uridine modification. Bases 181 to 930 code for a protein of 249 amino acids. Lineage: Eukaryota; Metazoa; Arthropoda; Insecta; Lepidoptera; Pieridae.
GACACAUAAUUUCCUUGGUUGAACAUGCCUACUAAAUGUGUGAUAUUUUGUAUUUUUUAUUUUACGUAUCUUGCGGACGUUGUAUGAAGAUUUUAAUAUUAAAAUACUGAAAUAUCCUACCUUUAACUAUUAAUAUAUAACUUUUUUUUUAAUUAUAAUUAUUACCUUUUUUUCCUUAUAAUGACACUGUUUAAGCUUAAAACGACGACAACAAUUCUCAUAGAAGAAGAUUAUAAUAAAAAUUCUUUACCUCUACUUCAAAGCCUCGUACAAGAUGAUUACAUGUUGAACAUUUUCUGUUUUGAACAGCCAGCAGCCUUAUGGCAAGGUGUAUUUAAAGAAAAGCGAUGUCAAUUCUAUAGUGAAAUAUGUCUAGAAACAUUGGAGAGACCGAAAGAAAAAACUGCAAUAAUUAUCGAUUCUGUUAAUCAAAUGGGCCUCUUGUUAGGAUGGAACAAUUGCCUGAAGAUUAUUAAAAAUUUUCAGCAUGACUCUAAUGUUUCGAAGCUUAUUAUAAUAUUACACAAAGAUUGUAUUUUACUUAAUUCAAAGUUGCAAAUACACUUGAAUCACAUAGCCCACGCAAUAGUUACCUUUGAUACAAAGAAAAAUGACAAAUUGUAUGUACAAAUAAAAAAGGCUGGCAAACUCGUGAGCAGUGAAGAAAUUAUGUCAUAUGAUACUAGAACAUGUUAUUUUAAACUAUCACCCAUCGUUAAAUUAAGUAAAAAAGAUGAAGUUGAGAAGGUUACUCCUGGCAAUCUUACAACAUUUAAGAUAGAGACAGAUCAAAUAUCACAGUUAGAGAAAAAUAAAUUGCAACUGCCUUACAUGAGUAAAAUUAAUGAAGGCCAAGGGAGAGUUUUUUAUGAACCUGAUGCUGUUGAUGACUGGGAUGACGAGGAUCCUGAUGAUGAUCUUGAUAUUUAAUAAAGUGUAAAUAAUA